AUGGCAGCCUUACCGCACCAACUUGAACAGAUCGAAGGACUGGGUCUAACGGUUUACGCCGAUGACGUGACCAUUUGGACGCAGACCGGAGACCUGUACCAACAACAAGAAACGCUACAAGCAGGCUUGGACGUCAUCGAGAAUCACCUGCGGAAGGUGGGACUCAGUGCGGCACCGGAGAAGACCAAGUAUGUGGUCCUAGCCCCUUUUAAGGAGAGAACAGAAAAGAUUGGAGAGAAGAUGACCCUGGUGCUGGCUGGGAAAAGGAUUCUCCCGUCUCGAGAGGUCAAAGUGCUUGGUCUGGUCUUCGAGGAGACUGGUACAGGGGACAUCUGGCUUCAACAAACAAGCAGACAUUGCCACUCAGCGCUGGGAGUCAUCCGCAGACUAUGCAGCGUUAGAGGGGGAGCGACUCUAGAGGUGGCCAAGAACAUGGUCAAGGCACUCGUGACAUCGCGGGUUUGCUAUGGCGCGAGACACUACAAUCUAACCAAAGUUCAGUGGGAAAGACUCGAGACACUCAAUAGGCAUGCGAUGAGAGUGAUUACGGGCCUACCCUUUUUUACUAAAAAGAUAGAAUUAAAGAAAUGGGCGCAGCUCAACACUUUACAGGACACGGUCCAGGCCAGGGUCGUGGCGCACGAAGACUUCAACACACAAAGCAAGGAAGACAGAUCCUGGGGCCGCUAG
This is a messenger RNA of Ixodes scapularis (black-legged tick), 690 nucleotides long. RefSeq lists its product as uncharacterized. The record is from RefSeq and is a predicted model, not a curated record. NCBI's taxonomy places the organism in Eukaryota, Metazoa, Arthropoda, Arachnida, Ixodida, Ixodidae. The transcript has a single exon. The coding region runs from base 1 to 690 and encodes 229 amino acids.